AUAAUCACGAUUGUGCGCUACGACAUCUAUGAUGACCUGCUGCUAGUAAUCGCUUGCAAUUUCUUGGACGGCAUCCACCACCAUGCUUAUACUUUUGUUUACAAAAUUCUAACCUAAUAAUUAUGGAUGAAUUUGUGUUUAAUAUGUUGAUGGAAAACCCGUUGGAGGAACACAUAAAAGCCGUUAGCGUAGUUGCAAAAGUAUCAGCGAAUAUGAAUGAUGAUGUUAUUGGUUUAGAAGAUACAGUUGCAGAAGAAUAUGGUGUAAGGUCUGCUUUAAGUUUGCCAUCACAUAACUUUAUUGAAAAAAUUGCAGCGUUUAAUGACUCUGAAUGUUUGGAACAUUUUCGAAUGAAGGGGACCACUUUGCAGGUGUGUUAUGCUUAGCUUUCAUUUUAAGUAGGUAUGUAAAGCAUUAUUGACUGUUGCAGGCACUCUAUGAAUACCUAUUUAAAGACAAAGUGCAACUUUGACAGUGCGAAAGUUCCAGGUGAUAAGCAGUUAUAUGUAACAUUGUGGACUCUGGCAAAUAAAGAUUCCUAUCGAGAAGUAGGUAAUUUGUUUGGAUUGAGUAAGUCCACUGUCAACUUUAUUUUUCACAAAGUUUGUAAAUUAUUAACAGAAUGCAGAAAUGAUUUUAUUAAGUGGCCGACAGCUGUGGAACAAACUGAUAUCAAAAGAUACGUCCAUAGAGUACAUCGUUUUCCAAACACUGUUGGAUUUAUUGAUGGAUGUCACAUACAAAUAAAGGCACCUAGUAAUAACCCUACAGACUUUUACAAUAGGAAGGACGUUCACAGCAUAGUGUUACAAGGCACAUGUGAUCAUACUUUAAAAUUUAUCGACAUAUAUCUUGGCCAAACAGGUCGUUCACAUGAUGCACGGGUGUUCAGAGAAAGUCCUUUAUCAGAUGUUUUAAACCAGGUUGUUCCCUCAAAUUGCCAUAUUUUAGGGGAUUCAGCGUACCCUUUACUUACAAGGAUGAUGACACCGUAUCGAGAUACAGGCCAUCUUACAGCAUCACAAAAGAAAUAUAAUACCAUUCAUGCAAAAUCUCGUGCAUUCAUUGAACGAGCCUUUGGUCGCUUGAAGGGGAAAUUUAGACGCCUGAAAUAUUUGGAAGUUAAUGAUAUAACAGGUGUAACGGAUAUUGUUUGUGCUGCAUGUGUUUUGCAUAACUUUAUUUUAACAUAUGAACCAGAUAACUUAUAUAGUCGGCAGCAGCAAGAAGACAUAGAAAUUGAUGAAAAUCUCUCGGCAAGUGAAAAGAGGCUGUUAAUUACUAAUUAUAUAAGCUGAAAUACUUUGUAGUAAUUUAAAGUGAAUUAGAUUGUAAGUG
Photinus pyralis (common eastern firefly) is the source of this 1338-nucleotide messenger RNA. Its product is annotated as putative nuclease HARBI1. The record is from RefSeq and is a predicted model, not a curated record. The coding region runs from base 438 to 1298 and encodes 286 amino acids. NCBI's taxonomy places the organism in Eukaryota, Metazoa, Arthropoda, Insecta, Coleoptera, Lampyridae. The transcript is spliced from 2 exons.